This is a messenger RNA of Carcharodon carcharias (great white shark), 1813 nucleotides long. RefSeq names its product cystine/glutamate transporter-like. The record is from RefSeq and is a predicted model, not a curated record. Lineage: Eukaryota; Metazoa; Chordata; Chondrichthyes; Lamniformes; Lamnidae. Gene Ontology annotation, biological process: amino acid transmembrane transport. Gene Ontology annotation, molecular function: L-amino acid transmembrane transporter activity. Gene Ontology annotation, cellular component: membrane. The transcript has 12 exons. Bases 1 to 1452 code for a protein of 483 amino acids.
AUGGGACGUGCUUCAGAAAACAUUAAAAAUAAGACCGAAUCUAAGGAGCAAGCUGUGUUUUUGAGGAAAAAAGUUAGCUUGCUGCAAACUGUUUCAUUCUUAAUUGGUACGAUAAUAGGCAGUGGUAUAUUUAUUUCACCAAAAGGAAUUCUGAUAAAUUCUGGGAAUGUCGGGACAUCCCUGGUGAUCUGGUUGGCCUGUGGAAUACUUUCAAUGCUUGGUGCUCUAUCUUAUGCAGAACUUGGAACAAGCAUUAAGAAAUCUGGUGGGCACUAUAUCUAUCUUCUGGAGACUUUGGGUCCACUUCCAGCCUUUGUUCGAUUGUGGUGUGAAAUCAUUGUAAUCAGACCAGCAAUCACUGCUGUUGUUGGCUUGUCUUUUGGACGUUACAUUGUUGAGCCAUUCUUUGCCCCUUGCCAAGCUCCAGCUUUGGCAGUGAAACUUCUCACAGCUGCUGGAGUCUCAUUGGUGGUGUUUGUAAAUUCCUGGAGUGUGAACUGGACUGCCCGAAUUCAGAUGGUCCUCACAAUCUUUAAACUGGCAGCACUGGGAUUAAUCAUUGUUCCAGGGAUGGUUGCCUUGGCCCAAGGUCGUUAUGAAAACUUUCAAAAUGCUUUUGACAGUAGUAAAAUCACAUUAGACAGAAUUCCACUGGCUUUCUACUCGGGCAUGUUUGCUUACAGUGGCUGGUUUUAUAUGAACUUUGUCGCAGAGGAGAUAAUUAACCCAGAAAGGAAUAUUCCUCUGGCAAUUAUCUCCUCUCUGAUCAUUGUUACAAUACUCUACCUGCUUGUAAAUGUGGCUUACUACACAGUAUUGACAGCAGACGAGGUGUUAGCAUCCGGUGCAGUAGCUGUGACCUUUGGAGAUCGGACUCUGAAAGGCUUCUCCUCAGUGAUUCAAAUUCUUGUUGCACUGUCAUGUCUUGGUGCAAUAACUGGAGCUCUAUUUGCGGUUUCCAGGGUAUUCUUUGUGGCUUCAAGAGAAAAUCAAUGGCCAACUCUCUUCUCCAUGAUCCACAUUCGACACCACACUCCUCUUCCAGCUGUACUUUUAAUGUAUCCACUGGUCAUUUUAAUGAUUUUCUUUGGUGAUCUAUAUGGUUUGCUGAAUUUAAACAGUUUUCCCCGAUGGCUGUUUAUGGGGCUUGUAACUUUUGGACUCAUCCGACACCGUUACAAACAGCCAGAUCUACACCGUCCAUUCAAGGUUCCAAUUAUCAUUCCUGGAAUUUUUACUGCAAUGUGCAUGUUCAUUGUAGUCACAUCCCUUUACUCCGACCCUAUCAACACAGGGAUUGGCUGUGCCUUAACCCUAUCCGGUGUACCUGUCUAUUACCUUGUAGUAUGCCGGCGUCAAGGACCAGCCUGGUGCAGAAAAACACUUUAUCAUUUCACUGUCAAACUGCAAAUUUUAAUGGAGGUGGUUCAACAGGAGAUUGUGACCUACUAAGAAACUAAUAGAGAACUCAAAUCCUACUGCACACUCAUUGUGGAAUCAUUGCAAGGGAUCAUCCACAAAGCAUAUGUUCUGAGCAAUAGGAUAUGAUCAGUGUGUGAGAACUGCACUCUCACUUACUCUUACAUGAAAUAGUUAUGCAUGAAAUUCUGCUGUUAACUUCACUAGUUUACCUCUUUCAUGACUAAUUCUCUGAAUUAUACAAUAAGAAUACAGGUGCUGAAUAAAUUAGGCUAAGUUGUUAAUGAUAAAUUUAUAAACACGUUUCAACACGUCUGAGAGAAAGUGUUAACUAAAGAAAAAUGUGCAAUGUUAAAAAGAGAGAAAUAAUGGCUUACCAUGUUUCUUAGAAUUG